CCUGUCAAUAAAAAUGACCCUUAAUAAGACUUCCUUUUUCCUCAACAACCUCAACAAGCGCUCAAAUCUCAGCAAAGUCUCAAGUUCACAGAAAUGGGUUCUGUCUAUGAAAAUUCUGUGUUCGCCUUUUCAACAGGUAAUUCUGAUGAAAAUGACUCCCAGUACAAAGGUCACUUCAGCAAUUACCGAGAAAGUAAAAGAGAAGUCAAUACUGCAAAGUGGACAAAAGUUCUGCUGAUUGUUUUUGCUGUGUCUCUGGUUUUUGCUCUUGGAGGUCUCUGUGCUGUAAGGAUACAGUAUGUCAGUGUUUCAGCGCAGUUGUCUGCCCAGGAAACUAAUGGCACAAUCAUGUCCAGACAGCUUGACAAACUUACAGCCAACUUUACCACAGUUAGAGAUCAUCUCCACAUUAAUGAAUUGCUGAUGAAAGAGCUGACAGCAAACUACAGCCGAGUUAAAGAACAACUGUCCAUUUCUGAAGAGACGGUUAGAAAGCUGAGCAGAUUUAAUCAAAGCAGCGGCUGUGCGAUCUGUGCCAUUCACUGGACUCAUUCUGGAGAAAAGUGUUACUACUUCUCUACAGUCAAGAUGAACUGGACACAGAGUCGAGAUCACUGUGUGACCAAAGGAGGACAUUUAGUGAUCAUAACCAGCCAAGCAGAGCAGGAGUUUCUAACCUCUAAUGUUAAAGAGACUCACUGGAUUGGUCUUAAUGAUUUGGACACUGAGGGACGCUGGCUUUGGGUGGACAACCAGCCACUGAGCCAAACAGAAGAAUUCUGGAUGAAGCGAGAGAAUGGGGUCAGUGAGCCUGAUAACUGGACUAAACAGCAUGUGGACGGUGAAGACUGCGCUAGUCUGGGUCACCCAGACGGAGAGACAGAUUUCUGGACUGAUGCUUACUGUUUUGAAGAGAAAAGAUUUGUGUGUGAAGCUGCAGCAGCUGUUUGAUCCAAUCCUGCUGUCAAAAUACACUUCUGUUAUUAGUAUCACGGCUUAUAAACAAAGUAAUUUUCACAAAGCUUAUUAAAUGAACUGAAUGGCUUAUAUUUUGAGACUGUGCUUCAUGAAGCAUUACAGAGACUGUAUAUUAGGGGUGUCAAAAAUAAUCGUUUUUUCGGUGCACUGCGAUGCAGACGCGGACAGUUCGGUAUCGGUUCAGUAAUAAUCAUAACCGGUUAUUACUGACGUCAUUUACCUCAUAUGCGCUCUGUCGCGAGGGAGGCGAUCGCGAGUAUUUACAGCGCUUUAACUACUUAAAACUCAUAAACUGUCCACAAUUUCACUGUGUGUGUUUGCUGGAUCAGUCUUUCACUGACAUAUACAACAAAAGCCCCUAUU
Messenger RNA from Danio rerio (zebrafish), 1341 nucleotides. NCBI's taxonomy places the organism in Eukaryota, Metazoa, Chordata, Actinopteri, Cypriniformes, Danionidae. The record is from RefSeq and is a predicted model, not a curated record.